AUGGCUCCCUGUCGCAAGCUCAAACGCCUCUGGGCGGUAAUUGUCACUGCCAUGGGUCGAAAGCGUCGUCGACAUGACUACGAAGUGCAUCUCGUCCCCGAUGAUGAUGACGACCGGCCGCCCACUGCUGCAGCGACUACAGAAAAGACCCGCCAUGUCGACUAUGUCCAGAGUUCGGCUGGCCUCUCUAGCCACACGUCGUUCUACUCCCUUCCUAGUUCACCGGGCCCUAGUACAACCUCCCUCCCGGAGCUCAUCCCUGACGAACUUGACGUGCUUGACGAGGACAUCGGGCCCAAUUACCAGUUCACUGCGGAGGAUACCAGGGAGGCCGAACAGCGGCGACGAAAGCAUACAGCCAGUGAUCAACCAUUGCACGAAUGGGCUGUCGGAAUCGACGACUGGCUGCUCGAGCUCUUACGCCUCGAAGGCCGCGGCGAAUAUACUGGCGAGCAAUGCUCCUCGUGUGACGAUGGUCUGGCGGAAUACCGCUGCGCAGAUUGCGCGGACCUGCAGCUCUAUUGCAGUGCUUGUACGGUCUCAAAUCAUUCACGUAACCCUUGGCACCGUCUCACGGUCUGGGUAAAGGAUCACUUCCGCCGCACGACGCUCAAACACCUGGGCAUGCGCAUUCAGCUUGGCCACCCACCCGGCGAGCGUUGUCCGAACCCGAAACCGGCCUUCAAUGAUGACUUUGUCAUCCUUGACAUCUCAGGCAUUCACCACAUCGGCAUCGACUUCUGCAACUGUCACCAGAAGCGACAGCUACCUAUCCAGCUCAUGCGUGCACGGCUCUUCCCAGCCAUGGUCACCAACCCGAAGACGGCGGCUACCUACCGGCUCCUGGAGCACUUCCACCUUCUGCGCACGCAGUCCAAGAUAUCCGCGCACGAGUUCUACCAAACCUUGGCGCGCCGAACUGAGAAUGUGGCCCCGCAGGAGCCUGCAGAUCGCUACUCGGCAUUUCUUCGGAUGACGCGUGAAUGGAGCCAUCUGAAGAUGCUAAAGCGUGCGGGUCGUGGCCACGCUCCAACAGGUGUCAGCGGGACGUCACCCGGCGAAUGCGCGGUCGAGUGUCCUGCGUGCCCUCAUCCCGAGAAGAACCUACCGUCGAACUGGAAGACGGCGCCAAAAGAAAAGAGCUGGCUGUACCGGCUGUUCGUCGGCCUCGAUGCGAACUUCCGGUUGAAGCGCAAGAAGGUCUCGAACGACCGUGUUGAUCCUGGCCUCAACAAGGGGUACGCGUUCUUCGUCGAGGACAUCAAGUACAAGGAGUUCCUCCGGCAAUUUGAUGAUAUGCCCAAAGAGUCGAACACAUGUCACAACCACGACGCGAUCAAGCUCGCGAACAUCAAGAAGGUCCGUGAGACUGACACCAGCGGCGUUGGAACGGUCGAGUGUACACGACACGACAUGAAGCGACCCUGCUCGGUUGCCGACCUCCAGGUCGGGGAGCGGUAUGUCAACAUGGAUUACAUAUAUUUCUCCAGUCUCUUGCAUCACGCCACGCCGGAGAUCGUCACCUCGUACGACAUCUCCUGUCAAUGGUCUCGUAACCUUUGGUCGCGCCGUUCAACGUAUGGUCUGCCGUUUGAUCCUGGGAACCACCGCAUCCGCUUCCUGAUCCCGAAGUUCCACUUGCCCGCUCACCAGUCCUCGUGCCAGACCGACUAUUCCUUCAACUUCACUGCAGGCGUGGGCCGCACCGACGGAGAGGCUGUGGAGCGCGGGUGGGCCGCGGUCAAUCCGUUUGCGUCGAGCACGAAGGAGAUGGGCCCAGGCCAUCGUCAUGAUGUGCUGGACGACGUCUUUGGCGACUACAACUGGCGGAAGGUCCGACAGAUGGGUCCGGCGUUGCUGUCGAAGAUCAAGGACGCAGUACCUAACGCCAGUGAACACCAGCUCGCCUUCGAGGAAUUCACGGAGGUCCUCCCUCUUGGCAGUGUCGCGGCGUGGACGAACAUGGUGGAGAAGUGGGAAGACGACCCUGCGAACAAUCCAAAUCCCUUCGUGGCGGUUGAACCGAAGAUGACCAUGGCCGCUGUGCGACGGGAGCUCGCGGAGGAAGAGUCUGCCCUGCUCCAGGCAGGUACACUGGUGGCCUGCCACGACGACAUGUCCCCGACUGUCAUGAUCACAGCCGGAUUAGAGCUUGAGGACCUCCAGGAACGCCUCCGCCUGGAAACGGCAAAGCUCAGCACCUAUUCUACGGACAAGCAACGCGCAGAUCUUCUCGAACGUACAAACACCCUCCGUCGCAAGAUCGACGCGUGGGCCAAGAUCCAGCAAGUCUAUAUCCCCGGCGUCGAGGUCCUUCGCACAAACACGCUCAAGGCGUCUGGCGACAAAGACGCGGCAGUCUACGACUUCCCUCUCCUACUCCCUUCGGCAAUCGAGUCCAGGCUCCGAGUCGAACCUACUCUCCGGGAGUUCGAGUGGCGCCUCCGAUACGCGCAGGCGCACGAGUCCCUUGACUCCCUUCGACAGCACCUUCGCCUUUCGAGCCACUUGUAUCACUUCAAAGAUCGCUUCACGCGUGGGCAACGCGAGAACACUCGCGCUAGGUCCGUCAUCGACACCGUCGAGCAGAAGGUCCGUGCCGAUUCUGCUCGUUAUCGACGAGUCAGGCAGGCUCUCUGGCAGCUUAGUCGUCUCCUCGGAAAGUCGGGCUGGGAAGAGACGCUCAAGGUACUCACCGACAACGAUGUGCGUCUGAUGACGCGAGAGGCGGCGGGCAAUGAGAAGGAGACGGAAGGUACUCGCAUCUUGUCUUGGAUCUGGCGCACGACUCCACAGGUUGGCCCCAAAGACGCGCAAAAGCCUGAACUGCAUGAAGCCUUGCGAAUUGAGUGGUGCAGGACGCGAGCGCGAGCAAAGCGUUGGCAAGAAGAAGUCGAACUCGUACGAGAGGAGAUGCGGCGGGUGCUCGCUUACCACGAGUGGAAAGCUGAUGAAUGGCUCAGCAAGGCAGACCCGCGCUCGGACACACUUUCGGCCGACUACUGCGAAGGCCUUUCGGCGUACGCGUAUCGCCAGGCGGAGAUACGUAAGUCUAUGCGGUCGAUCUGCGAGAAGGUCUGGCGCUUCGUGGACACAUGGGUCAUUGUCGGGAAGGGCCUGACGGAGGACGACGCGUCGAACACAUGGAACGCGCUCAAGAAGGGCCUGAUGGAGGAUGACGCGGCGGGAAGUGAGGCUGAGCCGGAACGCGACGGGGACAGCGAGUCGUGA
Rhodofomes roseus is the source of this 3231-nucleotide messenger RNA. RefSeq lists its product as uncharacterized. Bases 1 to 3231 code for a protein of 1076 amino acids. The transcript has 10 exons. Lineage: Eukaryota; Fungi; Basidiomycota; Agaricomycetes; Polyporales; Fomitopsidaceae. The record is from RefSeq and is a predicted model, not a curated record.